AGCAUUUCUGUGGCUCUAAAAUGUCUUUAAUAAAGAAACCAGGGGGGAAAACGAUAGAAAUAGUAAAGAAUUUGCCUCGCAUUACACUGGCAAACCUUCGACCAAACCCGGGUGCAAAAACAUUAGAAAAGCGCAGAGGCCGUGGAAUGCAUGGAGGCAACAGAAGUGGAUGGGGACAUAAAGGUGAAAGACAGCGUUGUAAUCGACCGCGACUGGGCUUUGAGGGUGGACAGACUCCAUUCUAUCUUGUCAUCCCAAAAUAUGGCUACAAUGACAAUCACAGUCGACAGCCACAGUAUCCCCCAUUAUCCCUGCGCAGACUUCAGUACUUAAUAGAUUUGGGUCACAUUGACCCCAGUCAACCCAUCGAUUUAACUCAGCUUGUCAAUGGACGAGGAGUUGAGAUCCAGCCUCAAAAACGAGACUAUGGCGUUCAGCUUGUUGAUGAGGGUGCUGAUAUAUUUUGUGCAAAAGUAAACCUGGAGGUCCAGGCUGCCUCGGAGAAAGCCAUCGCUGCAGUUGAGCGAAAUGGGGGUGUUAUCACAACCAGCUACUACGAUCCACGGAGCCUCCAAAUCCUCAUCAAACCAGUGCCGUUCUUCAUGUCAGGCGAACCCAUACCCAAGCGCCUGUUUCCUGGUGAAGAUCUUCUUCCAUAUUACACAGAUGCCAAUAAUCGUGGCUACCUCGCAGACCCAGAUAAGAUUCAAACUGCACGGAUGGAUCUGGCUAAAAAGUAUGGUUACAGCAUACCUGACAUCUCAAAGGAUACACUAUUUGAAAUGCUGGUACAAAGAAAGAAUCCUCGUCACAUCUUUUUUGGGUUAUCACCUGGAUGGGUGGUUAAUAUGGCUGACAAGAAAAUACUCAAACCCACUGAUGACAAAGUUUUGCAAUAUUAUGGUUCAUAAAUCUUCAAAGAGAUUUACAAUGUGGAUAUCUAGUGUAACAUGACUGUGUAUAUAAAGUAAAGGUUGAAUUUAUUAAAGCCAAUGCCUGAAAAACA
Danio rerio (zebrafish) is the source of this 1006-nucleotide messenger RNA. RefSeq names its product mitochondrial ribosomal protein L15 (gene mrpl15). Lineage: Eukaryota; Metazoa; Chordata; Actinopteri; Cypriniformes; Danionidae. Gene Ontology annotation, cellular component: mitochondrion; large ribosomal subunit. Gene Ontology annotation, biological process: translation. The record is from RefSeq and is marked provisional. Gene Ontology annotation, molecular function: structural constituent of ribosome.